GCGCGCGGCGACUGACACACACGUUUCGAUAAAAACUUUUUUGAUAAUAAAAAUAAGAAAAAAAAGACGAGACUGAACCUGUUUUCCAUUUUCAAAAAUAAAAGUGAUAGUGCUGAGUUGUUUUGUUUGGCAGAAAGUCACAGACUUCAUCUUUAGUGACUAGUGACAUGACAAAACCGAAUUGAUGCUCGAUUUAGUUUAUGAAUGGAGUGGUAUAGGAAGUGACGUCAUGCAUAGUGUUGUGACUGUGGCAGCGUUUGCAUUGUGGGCGAUGGUUUGUUGACAAUGCGCGAUCAUUAGAGCGAAAAGAAUGUGGCUAGUGGGCGCUGUGCUAUGUGUGUUGACACAGAGUGCAAUCGCCCAAUGGCGUUGCCCGGGAUUAAGUGCGAGGCCAGCUGCGGAGUGCUCCUGCGACCUGCCACACACAUUACGGUGUACAGGCGAUCAUACUGCGCUACAGAUAAUUGGACGUCACUUACGGGAACAAAGAGCUAGAAAUAAAAACACAGCAGUGUCACUCUUAGACUGCGCUUUAAGAGGGGUAUCUGCUCUGCCAUCUGCAUCAGUCGCCGAGCUGGCAGGUGUGGGGUUACACGGACUAGUCAUUUCUUCAGGAGAUAUAAGGAGGGUACAGCAGGGAGCUUUCAAUAGUGUUGCGACGACACUAUUAGCUUUAGGUUUACCGAAUAAUCAAUUGCCUUCAGUCCCCACGGAAGCUUUGACUCGACUUUGGAAUUUAGAUCGAUUGGACUUGUCCAACAACAAGAUACAUACUCUAGACUCAAAUUCUUUUAAGGGUAUUCAAAAUUUAACAUAUUUAGAUAUUAGUGACAAUCAAUUGACGGACAUAUCCAUAGACGCUUUUAAGCCUUUGAUCAAAUUGACGGUUCUCAGACUUAGAGGAAAUCUUCUAAAAGUAGGCGCCUUGGUUUCAUUGAAGGAAGCACACCUGUUGAGAGACUUAGACCUCUCAAGCAACGCUCUGGAGGGCCCGCUUGGACCGUCAACAGUUCCCUCCUUAAGCUUCUUGACCAACCUUCAAUUAUCCGACAAUACAUUUGCCAGUAUACGACGAGGAGCUUUGUCAGGUCUAACCAAUCUCACUCAUCUAAACCUUCACAAUAACCAAAUCGACGUGUUAGAAGACUACGCAUUUCGUCAUCUCACGAACUUAACCCACUUGGAUUUAUCGCACAAUGAGAUAGUAGCUGUCUCAGGUGCAUCUCUAGCGCAACUCAUCAACUUAGAGCAGCUGGAUCUUUCUCAUAACUUCCUCCGUUCCCUGUCCGCUGAGCCUCUGAAGUCUCUACGAAGUCUAACCGAGCUGUACCUUCACGAUAACGACAUAUCGAUGAUUGAUGACGGUGCCCUGGCACUGCACAAGGACUUGGGGAGGUUCACCAUCGAAGAUAAUCCAUUAAACUGCGACUGUUUGAUGGCAGGCUUCGCUCGUUGGUUGAGAGAAGUAAACAAGUUAUCCCUAUCUGACAAAUCAGCAGCCGUGUGUGCCACACCUCCGCAUCUAGAAGGAGCUCUAAUAUCACGCCUCUCGAAAAAUAAAUUAUGCGACGAUUUCGAUCAUAUAGAUGUAAAAGUUGAAAGGAAAAACGAUAAUUACGAUUUUAAUAAAGUCUUUGAGAACGCAAUAGACGUUGAAAAUAAAUAUGUUGAUUUAGAAGCGACUGUACAAGAUGCAUAUAUCGAUAGACAAGAUGGUCUUAAUGAUGAUGUCUAUGAUGAAGAAUUAGAUGUACCGUCAGAAGAGGAUCUGCCUAUAUCCAAAUCACAGGUCCGACUCCUAGACGCUUUAUUUGACGACGAAGAAGUUCACCUAUCCUGGUCAGUUGAACCACCCUCUGCGAGAAAGUUCAGAUGUACCGGUGUGACAGUUUCUAGAAGUGGUGGUCUACCAAAGCAUGUGGCUUGUCACAGAGCAGCGCCGGCAAACGUUGUACUUAGGGGCUUGAAAAUCGAUCCGACAGAGCAAUAUGCUUUCUGCAUAGCUUUGGAAGAAAUGGGUGCAUUUGAUAAUCCCUUGUCACUGGUGUUGGGAUGUAGUCCGCCUCAAAUGGUACGGCAACGAGCACCAUUUGUCACUGCCGUUCCAAUUGUGGUCCCUGAUGUUACAGAACGAAGGCUUUUAAGGUAAACUUCAUUGGAUCCCAAGUAGAUAAUGUUGCCAAAUCUAUUGUGCUACUCUCUAAACUAAAUCAAUGAUCAUCAUCAUCAGUCCUUUUACGUCCUCGCCGCAGGUUUUCCUUAAAGUUGGUUAAGGAAGAUGGGCCACGCUGGCACAAUGUGGAUUUGAGACUAUUAACGACUACAACUGCAACCUGGACCAACGGCUUAAGGUGCUUUCCGAAGCACGGAGUAGCGAGCUAUCUCGAAAAUAGUAAUUUUUUGGUUACCCAUCCCGCGACCGACCCUUGCGAAAGUUGCUUUACAACAACGAUGGCGAGUCGCGGUGCUUAUCCUCUACGUCAAACUUCUACGCUACGUAAACUAAAUCAAUACCUUCUAAUAAUUUGACUUCAUUUCAAUGUUAUCCUUUAGUUACAUAUAAUCAGAAAAUCUAAUUGUACUCACAAGAUUACUUUAUACAAAUAAAGUAAUAAUAUAACGGUUACUCUGUUAUUAUUAGUUUAGGGAUUGGUAAUGCCUCUUGACAGUACUAAAAACAGAUUUAUGUUUUUAUAUUAUAUAGUUGUGUUGAAAUCAUAAUAUAAGUUAUGUCAUUGACGCCGCAAAUACAAAAUCCACACCAAAGAGCAUUUUCAUGGACUACCGUUAACUUUGUAUGGGUUUCUUUUAUGCCAAAAAGUCGCCGUUCGAUGACCUAAAAAUCAAAAGAACCCAGUCAAUCGUCAUACAAAUACAGCUAGAAUAAUAUGAUACUCAUCUAAGUUCUCGAAUUCAAGCUAUCAUGCGAAACUAUUGCAGUCACUUAUACAAUGUUAUAUUCGAUUACUAGCCUUCCACCAGCCGCUUCGCCCGCGAUUAAUUAGAUUUAAGUCCAGAAAUGAGAAAAUUCCAUAAAAACUUUCAUCCGCUAAUUUACCCUCUUAGGGGUUGAAUUUUAUAAAAUCCCGUCCCAGUGAGCACCUACGUCCUAAAAAGAACCCGCAUGCAACAUUUGAAACUCCUAGCACUUGAAGUAACGAGUUCCAUACAAACUUUCAUCGCCUAAUUUACUCUCUUAGGGGUUGAAUUUCAUAAAAUCCCGGCUUAGUGAGCACCUAAGUCCUAAAAAGAGCCCGCAAAAUUUGAAACUCCUAGCACUUGUUGUUUUAAGAUUUCGUGAUGAGUGAGUUAGUGAGUGAACUUUCGAUUUUAUAUAUAUAGAUAAAUAUACCAUCAAUAAUAAAAAACGUUAAUAUCUUACACACAGCUUGUUUUAUUUUUUAAUAACAUUGGCUCACUCUUAUUGGAAAUCCCCACAAAUAAAUAGAGAUACAGACGUAGAUACUCUUAUCAAUUUUAUUUUUGCCUGGGUCCAUAUCGAGUAAUUACUUUUGGAUAGGUCAAUUGUUGAUAAAUACGCAUUUGAUAAAUGUUCGAAACUCUAUGUUAGAUACUUGAUUAGUAAAGUAACCCUAUUCUAUCCAUGCUCCUUUAGUUAUCAAGGGAUAACGCACGGGUCAUUAAAACUAAGAUCUUUUUCAAUGCAAUUGCUCAUAAAGCGCUAUUUUUUUAAUCCAUUGUAAACACCGAAAGUGAGUCUUUAAACACGUGUUAAAUAAAAAUGUGCUGAAAUCCCUUACUGCACAUGUGCUUAAAAGUAUUUUUUUAAUUUUUUUGGCCGAGCACCAAAGAAAUUAAAAAAAAAAUGAUGACAAUAUGUCAAACUUUAGAGGCAAAAGUAUUUCAAGGAACCUAGAACGAAUAUUUUCUAAUAAAAAUGUAUGACAUGAAAACAUGUUCAAAUAUGACGUUUAAUUUUAACAAAUAAUUUUUACCUUUAAUACAUACUUAGUUUUAUUGACCUAUAUAUUUGUUUUAUUUCCUCGCAAAAAGCAUUGAAAAAUGUUGUAAGAAACUUGAGCGUAAAAGGUUUUCGAAUUCGUGCCAAUGAAAACCCUCGCUACGCUCGUGUUUUCGAUUUUGCCCUUAUUCGUAAAACCUUACUUUCCGCACUCGUAUCUUAAAUAACUAUUGUAAAAUUAUUCUAAUUUACUAUCGGAAUAUAUUUUUAAGACAUAAUAAACACAAGCACAGCAAUACGUUCAAAAGCCUGUCAUAGCUUAGCCUUAUAUUUUAAUUACACAUUUUUUGUUACAGAGUAUCAGAAGUACGGUCAAACGUCACCAGUGAGGGCGUACUCACAGUUCUUAUAUCAGUUAUGGGUAUACCUAUCCCAAGAACUCAAUUCGGUUUACCAAGAUCCCAAAGGCUCUCCACAGCUGCGUCCAACUGUUAUGUAAUAUUGGCCGUGCUUUCCAGAGGAUCGUUAGUUGCGCAAAAGGAUACACGAUGUCAGCCAACAUUAGAAAUAUCAAUGGAAGGUUUUAUACGAGGCCCUUAUGAAGUCUGUGCAUCUCUUUCCAAAUUUAAAGAUGAAGACCAACCCAUCUGCGUUGUUCCCCAACUUUUAGAUGUAACUGGUUCAUUAGAAAUUAAAGCAGGUUUCAAAAAUAUAAAUAUUGCGUUAAUAGGUGUAGCUCUCGGUUUGAUGGUCAUCGUGAUCGGUUUGGUGUGGUUCGUUAGGAAAAUGUUGAAGAAACCGGCGGAGUUUGAGACCCACAGGUGUUUUAGACCGGAGCCGGUGCAGGAAGAGAGCCCAAGGUCUACAAGUUACGUUAUGUUGACUGCUACUUCAAAGGUUUAACGAAAUACUAAUGUAUGUAAAUAUGAACUGCAGUUGAAUGCUUUAUUAAAUGUUACAAAUACUUCCUUCUUUUCGUGAUUUAAUUUUAAAUUUCAAAAUACCUACUUCAAUUUUAGACAUUUUGAUAAUUUAUACACGCGAAGAAACAAAAUUUAAUCAAAUCUC
Messenger RNA from Diatraea saccharalis (sugarcane borer), 4990 nucleotides. The record is from the annotation of a GenBank genome assembly. NCBI's taxonomy places the organism in Eukaryota, Metazoa, Arthropoda, Insecta, Lepidoptera, Crambidae.